Epinephelus lanceolatus (giant grouper) is the source of this 1430-nucleotide messenger RNA. RefSeq names its product cyclin-dependent kinase inhibitor 2C (p18, inhibits CDK4) (gene cdkn2c). Gene Ontology annotation, cellular component: nucleus. The record is from RefSeq and is a predicted model, not a curated record. Gene Ontology annotation, molecular function: protein binding. Lineage: Eukaryota; Metazoa; Chordata; Actinopteri; Perciformes; Serranidae.
UAUAUCUACAGAUGAAUCAUGACGCAGUGAUUAUAUCCAUUAUGCUGCGUCUGACUGUGUCCCCUGUGAUCUCUGUGGUCAUCGGUGUAUCACAGUGAUGAAUGGAGGCACCUUUAUCACACGUCGUUACGGCAUCAUUAGGCUCCGUUACUGUCCCGCCUAUCAUUUGAUCCUAUCCAAUCACACCAGCAUCAGUUUUGGCGAGUCGUUCAAAUUCAGUUUCGAGCUGUAACUGCGCUGCUGCGGCCCGAGUCUACCCUGCAGAUGAGCCAUAUUCUGUGAUGACAGAGACGAUAUUCCAGGAGCUUUACGAUGCUCGGACAUUUGGCUCGCAGCAUAUUUUGAGAAGAGUUGAAUCGGACAUCGCUGCGACACUGCUUCAUGGAGGAUCAUCGUAUGCGCGGUCGGCUCGGUAGGAUGGCACACAGUGCGCAGUUACACGGAGGAAGGAUUGCGUUAUGGUUUUAAAAUAAAAUAAGAAUGGCUGACUCACUGUGCAAGGCCUCUGCCAGGGGAAACCUCAGUGAAGUGUCGCUUUUGCUGCAAGAUGGAGCAAACGUUAAUGGCUUUAAUAUGUACAACAGGACUGCACUGCAGGUGGUGAUGUUGGGGAACGACGCUGUGGUCAGGGCUCUUCUCGAGGCAGGGGCGGACCCCAACAUACGCGACCCGGUCCUCAGACUCACCGUGACGCACGACGCCGCGCGCGAAGGAUUUAUAAACUCUGUGCGCGAGCUGGUAGACCACGGGGCAGAUAUUAAUCUCGUGGACGACCAUGGUAACCUGCCGCUGCACCUGGCAGCCCGAGAGGGCCACCUUGAAGUGGUCCAGCUGCUGAUCGAACGCACCGUGAACCCCCGAACCCCAAACGGUCAGGGAUACACCGCCGCGCAGCUGGCGCACCUCCACAGGAGGGAGGACACUGCCAGAUACAUUGACGAGUAUCUGAGCUCAAACUAAAGGAGGAGGAGGAAGAGGAGGAAGAGGAUGAAGAUGAACCCUUGUUACACUUCUGCUUUUCUGCUUACAUCUUUUUGCUGAUACUUUAACAUCUGAUUAUAUUUUCUAAAAUCUCUCUUUUGUUAAAUUCCUUAAAAGUCUUACUAAAAGUGUGUACACAUUUAUUAUACUUGCUGCUUAAAGAGAAACAGGAGACCAAGUUUAUAAGUUAAAAAAAAGCUAAUUUGGGAUACCAAAAUAAAAAAGUAUAAUUAUAUUGGUUAGUAUGUGCUCCGUAGUUUUUUGGAUUGGCAUUAUUUGAAAGCCACCUUGAUACAUUCUCAUGAGGUUAUUGCAUUUCGUCUGCAGCCUCACGAACAGGAGACAAAGCCACAAAGGUUUCGCUCUUGCUGCUUCAAUGACAAAGUGAAACCCAUUUGUGCACAGUUUAGAAAUGAAAUGAAAUGAGUACAUCACUACAUAUAUCAUGU